AUGUCGAACAGACUCGUCUAUGUUAAUUUCAAGUUCAAAACUCUGUUCAUUCUCAGACAACAAAUACCAUGCAUAUCAUCCACAUCACCAUUCUCCACUCGUCCAAGAAACAUCGAUCCUGGUCAACAGAUGAAAGUACUCAAUGACAAAAAGCAGUUCAAACAAACCAUUGAGUUGUUCGAGAGAAAAAAGAAGAAGAACAAGGAUCAACUGUCCAGUUUCAUCAUCGAUCAGGCGUUGAAAGCAUGUGUACAAGUGCGUGACUUUCGACGUGGACAAGAUAUUCAUCAGUUGGUUCAACAUCGAUUAUCAGCUGAUUCUUCGUUAGUGAAAUCUCUUAUCCAUUUCUACAUGCAAUGUCAUGAUAUGAACACAGCUGAAUCUCUAUUCCACAUUUCGACAAACAAAACGGUGUAUGUGUGUAGUGUAAUGAUGAAGGGAUACAUUGAAAAUGGGAAGCCCGAGAAAGCGAUUGAGAUUUUCAAAGGGGUAGACAAACCUGAUGCUGUUUUGAUCACACUUUUAUUCAAAGCUUGUGCUCAAGUACCAUCAGAGGAAUCGUUGAAUUUAGUGAAAAACAUCUGGAAGAGGUACCAAAACACACCUCUCCUCAAUUCCUACGUCUUGACAUCUCUGAUUGAUGCUCUAAUGAAAUGUGGGGAUGCCAAGGAUGCAGAAGCUGUUUUCAACGGCCAGUCAACUAAAGUGUUACCUAUGUAUGGAGCAAUGAUGAAAGGUUAUAUAGAUGACGAGAUGCCUCAGAAAGCGAUUGAUGUUUUCCAACAAGUCAACGAACCCGAUGCUGUUCUAAUCACACUUUUAUUCAAAGCUUGUGCUCAAGCACCAUCUGAAAAAUCGUUGGACUUGGUGAAAAGUAUCUGGAAGAAGUACCAAAAGACACCUCUCCUCAAUUCCUACGUCUUGACAUCUCUGAUUGAUGCUCUUAUGAAAUGUGGGGACGUGAAGGAAGCAGAGAUGAUUUUCAACAGACUCCCAACUAAAGUGUCAUCUGUUUUUCUUCACAUGUGCCAUUUCCUAUUUGCAGGAUAUAUCAAACAUAUGAUGCCAGAGAAAGCGAUUGAGGUUUUCAAAGGACUAGAAAAACCUGAUACUGUUCUGAUCAUACUGUUGUGCAAAGCUUGUGCUCAGGUACCAUCUGAGGAAUCGUUGAACCUCGUGAAGAACAUCUGGAAACAGUAUCAAAACACACCUCUUCUCAAUCCAUACAUCUUGACGUCUCUAAUUGAUGCUCUAAUGAAAUGUGGAGACGUCAAGGACGCAGAGGCAGUUUUCAACGGAUUCUCAACUAAAGUGUCAUCGAUGCAUGGAGCCAUGAUGAAAGGUUAUAUAGAUAACGAGAUGCCGCAGAAAGCGAUUGAUCUUUUCAUGCAAGCCAAUGAAUCUGAUGAAAUUUUGGUCACACUUUUGUUCAAAGCUUGUGCUCAAGUGGCAUCAGAAGAAUCACUGAACUUGGUAAAAAUUAUUUGGAAACAAUAUAACGCUAAAAUUGUCCAAAGCGAAAGUACACUAACCUCCCUUAUCAAUGCUCUCAUGAAAUGUGGCGACGUCAAUAAUUCAGAAACUGUUUUCGCCGAAUCGCGACACAAAUCGUUAUCGAUGUAUGGAGCAAUGAUGAAAGGAUACAUUGAAAAUGAAAUGUCGGAAAAAGCGAUUGAUCUUUUCAAACAAGUCGAAGAUCCCCGUGAAAUUAUCAUCACACUACUCUUCAAUGCUUGUGCUCAACUGCCUUCACAACAAUCGUUGAGUUUGAUCAAAACCGUGUGGAAGAAGUAUCAAAACACGGCUCUUCUCCAUGAACAUGCGCUGACUGCCUUAAUCGAUGCUUUCAUGAGGUGUGGGGAUGUUAAGGGAGCAGAGACGAUCUUCCACAAGUUACCACACAAAGUUCUACCCAUGUAUGGAGCUAUGAUGAAAGAUAUCAAAGCAACACAGUCAAAUUUCGUCAUUUAUCUACUUGCAAUCAAUGCAUCGGCACAAGUCGCCAUAGCAUCCGAAUGUCAGGCUAUUGUGGACGAAAUUCCACAACACAUCGUUUCUAAUAGCAAAAUAUCUAACGCUCUCAUAGAUAUGUGGGGUAAAGUUGGUUGUGUGCAAAAAGCUGAGCAAGUUUUCACCAAUCUCUCAUCGAUCGAUCAAGUCGGAUAUGCAUCAAUGAUUCAUGCUUAUGGCAUCAAUGGAAUGGGUGUGAAAGCAGUCGAACUUUUCCAUAAGGUUCCACGAUCGUUGCUUGCCGAUUCCACUUAUGUUUGUGUUCUCAAUGCAUGUUCACAUGCUGGACUCGUCGAUCAAGCUCGUUCGAUCUUCUCCAGCAUCGAACCGAAAACAGAAAAGCAUUAUGCGGCAAUGAUGGAUUGUCUGAGUCGAGGAUCAUUGUUCGAUGAAGCACAACAACUGAUCGAUCAAUAUGAACUACAUCAUCCGCCUUCACCUGUCAUGUAUAUGGCAUUACUGUCAGCUGCAAGAAAUCGGAGAAACAAACAGUUGGUCGAAAGCAUCCACCAACGGAUGAACAAGCUCUUUCCUCGCUCACCAGAUUUGAUCACAUCAGCCACAGUGUUACUUGCGAAUCUGUAUGGAUCGACCGGCGACGUGGACAAAGCGUCGAGUAUUCGAUCCGAACUAAGUAGAUCUGGUGCCAAGAAAAAGCCUGGUCUCAGCUGGACUGUAGUCAAUGGUGAACUAUAUCAAUUUCUUGCUCACGAUCGAUCUCAUCCACGAAGUGCCGAGAUCUAUGUGGAACUGGAGAAGAUCUCACGAGAACUGAUCGAACAUGGUCAUGAGUAUGACUCGUCAUGGAUCACGCGACCACUUGCAGAAGAUGAAACGAUCGAAUCAGUUCUUUGUGGGCAUAGUGAGAAGCUUGCAAUAGCUUGGAACUUCGUGGCUAAUGCCGACACAACAUUCAUUCAAAUAACGAAGAACUUGCGUGUGUGUGGUGACUGUCAUCAGGCCACGAAACUGAUCGCUGCCAUCCGACGGUGUCACAUAGUGGUUCGUGAUGCAAACCGAAUUCAUCAUUUUGAUCCGGAUGGUCACUGUUCAUGCAAUGAUUAUUUCUGA
Adineta ricciae is the source of this 3081-nucleotide messenger RNA. Lineage: Eukaryota; Metazoa; Rotifera; Eurotatoria; Adinetida; Adinetidae. The record is from the annotation of a GenBank genome assembly.